Messenger RNA from Galendromus occidentalis (western predatory mite), 1380 nucleotides. Its product is annotated as protein YAE1 homolog. The record is from RefSeq and is a predicted model, not a curated record. Lineage: Eukaryota; Metazoa; Arthropoda; Arachnida; Mesostigmata; Phytoseiidae. The transcript has 3 exons. Bases 108 to 542 code for a protein of 144 amino acids.
CCCGAAAAGAGGGAAGGGGGAUCGUGAGUUUCCUUUUCGACGAUUUUCCGUCAAGUUGGACGGCAAAUAAUUUUGAAUUCGCGUCGCCUAGCUCAGCGGAAGGAAGUAUGGCAGACGAUGGAAUUUUCGAUGAACAAGCUGAUGAUAGAAAGCUUGCGGACAAGGAGUUUACCCGGAACGAGGAGGCUUCGGCAACCGAAGGCACUCGCGAAGGUCUCACCGACGGGAAAGACAAAGCCUUACAGCAGGGUUUUGAUUCCGGUUUCAAACAGGGCUUCCAACUGGUAGAGAAUAUUUCAAUAUGGAGAGGUUUCGUGCAGGGUCUUAGUACUUCGAUCAAGAAACUCGACAGCGGUCAGGAAGAGAAAAUUCAGCUUUACGCCCUCUACGGGAAGUUGCUCGAGUUCGAGCAGAAAGCCAUCAACAGCGAAGCUCCUCUCGAGGAGAUCCGGGGUAGCAUGGAAGAGGUCAAAAAGGAUAUCGCGCGUGUGCUUCAUACACUCGGCAUGGCCCAUUUGCUGGACACGAUGACUGACCUCUGAAUACGAACAAUCAGCAUCACGACGACAAACGGCGUAGCUCAACACUGUACCUCAUCAUAGGAAAACCUACUUGAUGCUGGCGUCGUCGGUUCCGAUAUGUUCCCUACCCGUGGCGAAACAAGGCACAACGGAUGCAGAAUGAUGGUUUCGGAAAUGACGUCGCUGUGUUAGGACAGCGGUCGAGUCUCGCGAGGAUGAAGCUCUCAGACCCUGUUGUAUGUAGAUACACGAUGCUACACAACCUACAAAGUAUUUCGUCGAUUCUGUGGGCAACGAUGGUCCGCAAGCGGUCGCGAUCAUUGGCCUCUGAGUCCAAUGACUCCUAGCCUAAGCAAUUAUUCAACCUUCCGCCGAAGCCCACAACUCCAUGGCAGCGGACCCGUGCGGAAGCUGCGAAAUCAGCUCAAGGUGCUAUACUUUGUCUCCGACUGCGAUGGAACUCGCUCAUUGUCGGUAUCGAUUCUCCUCCAGAGAUAUGAGGAAGAAUUACAUUCUCGAGCGCCAUGCCCAUGCACGACGCAGGAUGAAGAGUUCACCAAAGUAUGUGAGAAUGAAUGCCAAAGGAAAGCGGAGCAGGACUCUUCGAUUCGGAUAAUUCCUUUCAAAAACCAAAACUGCGUUGCCUACCAAAAGUAUUGCAAAGCGCGAGUACCCGCGCCGAUUCCGGCGUGACGAGAGCUUUAGGAGAGAUUUCUCAUACAGGAUUUCGAGCGAGGUCUGAACGAUCAAGGGUUGAUUCUCGGUCGGCGAGCGUACGCUUCACUGGAUACGAGGGCAUGCUCAAUAUUAUAAGCUCAUCAUUGCUUACAUGAAACUGCUAUGACAGGAACAUCUCUAU